Molecule: messenger RNA, 420 nt
Organism: Nilaparvata lugens (brown planthopper)
Lineage: Eukaryota; Metazoa; Arthropoda; Insecta; Hemiptera; Delphacidae
Product: recombination repair protein 1-like
Biological process (GO): base-excision repair
Cellular component (GO): nucleus
Molecular function (GO): double-stranded DNA 3'-5' DNA exonuclease activity; phosphoric diester hydrolase activity; DNA-(apurinic or apyrimidinic site) endonuclease activity
Source: RefSeq, a predicted model, not a curated record
UUUUACAGAAGGGUUUCGCGGAGUUUGUAAAGCAUGAAGAUCCAGAUAUUCUGCAUGCAAGAGACCAAAUGCCCCGAUGAGAAGCUGCCACCGAGGUAAAAAUUGCUGGAUACUCGAAACACUUUCUGGCAGGGUCUAAGCCGGGCUACGCAGGUGUGGCUAUGUAUUCAAAGGUGAAGCCGAUUGAGGUGAAGUUCGGACUUGGCAGUGCAGAAUUCGACGAUGAAGGAAGAGUCAUUACUGCUGAAUUCGAAAAGUUUUUCCUUGUAAAUACAUAUGUUGUGAAUGCAGGAGCGGGCUUGAAAACGCUGAGCAAACGCUUGAAAUGGGAUGAACUGUUUCGGAAUCACCUGAAAGAGCUGGAUGCCAAAAAGCCUGUUAUACUUACUGGAGACUUGAACGUGGCUCAUAAUCCUAUCG